Messenger RNA from Rubroshorea leprosula, 775 nucleotides. The record is from the annotation of a GenBank genome assembly. Lineage: Eukaryota; Viridiplantae; Streptophyta; Magnoliopsida; Malvales; Dipterocarpaceae.
AACAGUUUAUCCAAAACCAGAAACUAGAGGCAAAAAAUUUCUGAUCUUUUCUCCACUGCAACUCAGUUUCAUCCUCCAUGGAAGCCUGUGCAGCUCUUCCUCUCUCUCAGCCUUCUAUUUUCCCACCAAAACCCAUUAGAAACACAUCAGUUUUUCCUUCUCGGCCAGGCAAGGAAUUAAGGAGCUUCCCCUUCCAAUCCUCCACUCGUUUAAAUUGCAGUAAAAUGUAUGUCCCUGGAUAUGGAGAAGCAUCACCGGAGGCUAAGGCGGCCAAGAACCUCCACAAUUUCUUCAACUACAUUGCAGUCAAGAUUGUCAGUGCACAGCUUCAGAGCUAUAACCCUGAAGCAUAUAAAGAUUUGAUGGAAUUCCUGGAAAGGAAUUCCUUGAACGAUGGAGACAAGUUCUGUGCCAACUUGAUGCGGGAAUCCGCCGGACAUAAGAGCCUGGCCCUGCGGAUCUUAGAGGUUAGAUCUGCAUACUGUAAGAAUGAUUUCGAGUGGGACAACCUGAAGCGCCUAGCUACCAAGAUGGUUGGCGAAUGUAACACAAGGCUCAUGCAGGAGUAUGUUUUAGAAACCACCAGUCUCAUAACCGAGAAAGAGACCGGGAAGUGAUCAAUUUGCUCACCAGCUCGUCUGUGUGUGGCUGUAUAUUCUGGUUUUAAGCAGUAUACAAUGCAAAGUAGCUCAUGAAUAUGGCACUAUAGCAGUGAAAUGUAGCUCAUGAAUAUAUUAGAAUCAUUGUCUUCAUAUAAUAAUUUUACAAACCUAUG